AUGUCAGAGGUUGUGAACAAUCAAACAGGAAGUUGUGACCCUGAACCUAUGUCAGAGGUUGUGUACAAUCAAACAGGAAGUUGUGACCCUGAACCUAUGUCAGAGGUUGUGUACAAUCAAACAGUAAGUUGUGACCCUGAACCUAUGUCAGAGGUUGUGUUCAAUCAAACAGGAAGUUGUGACCCUGAACCUAUGUCAUUUGGCUUUUCUCCUCUUUUGGAGAUUGGCUUCUCUUUGCUAGACAAGGUGAAGAUCUGUGAAUACCAACAAAAUCAGUGUGAUCCCAAAGAUUCAACAUGCCAGCCAUGUACAGAGAGGCUGCCAGAUUGUAUCAACAAACCAGACGGACAAGAAGUCUUCCCACGGAAGUUGUGGCAGGCAGACUACAUCAUCUGUGUCAAAAACAGAACUAUAAGUGUGGACCAGUGCGGAUCCCUGGAGUACUUCAAUCCACGACUGCUGAAAUGCAUGAAACAUGUAAAACCAGUUGAUGUACCAGACUAUUGUUCUGAGCACAGAAAUGAAGUUCUUCCAGACUGGAACAAUUGUGCUAAAUAUUAUAACUGUUCUGAUAAAAAUGGAUUCCAUGCUGAGUGUCAUUAUCCAGAGCUGUUCUCUGAUCAGACCAGAACAUGCCAAAACUUCACCACCGUAGCAUGCUCCACACGGAAAGAACCACAGGCACCAUGUGAAUAUGAUCAAAAUCUGUGCGACAGGACAGAUGUGAAUUGUAAGAAGUGCCCUGAGCGGCUGCCCAGUUGUAGGGGUCUACCAGAUGGGGACCAGCCAGCCAGUGGCUAUUUGUGGACUGAUAGGUUUGUCACCUGUGUUCAGAACAGAACUCUGGCAGUCAAUAAGUGCAAGACUGGGGCCAUAUUUGAUCCUACUCAGCUAAAUUGUGUGGAACAAAUUCUUCCAGCCCAAAUUGAUGAAUUCUGCCAAGCGAAUCCAAAGUCUCUGAAGCCACAUCCAUCUAACUGUGCACUGUACUACAACUGCUCGGCACAGUCACCCUUGGGUCAUCAUCUGAUGGAAUGUCCGUAUCCUGAUCUGUUUGAUUCUGAAAGGUUACAGUGUGGUGAUUUCACCAAGAUUAAGUGCAACAGUACGAAGAAGGAACCACAAGCACCUUGUGAAUACCAACAGAACUUGUGCAAUAAUUCCAAUCCUAAUUGUGUCCCUUGUCCAUCCCGCCUACCUUCCUGCGUGGGACUGCCAGACGGACCCAAUCCUUUCCCAAAUCAGUUAUGGAAUGCACCGUACAUUGAAUGCCUACAGAAUAGAACUGUAGACAUCAAAAGUUGCCAAACUGGAUAUUUUAAUCCCAGACUACGGAAAUGUAUGGAACCAGUGGAGAAAGUUGAUAUACCAGACUACUGUAAAGCACAUCCUUCAGAGUUUUUGCCUGAUCCAGACAACUGUGCCAAAUUUUUCAACUGUAGUGAAUCUUUAAGUAAACCUCGCACAAGUCGAUCUACAGUUACCAUUGGAAAGUAUGGAUAUGAAUGUCCUUAUCCUGAGCUGUACGACACCAUGCUGAAGAUGUGUAGCAAUUUCACACAAGUUAGAUGCACUACUCGCUGGGAACCAAUGGCUCCAUGUGAAUAUGAUCAAAAUAUAUGUGAUUCGACGACUAAGAAUUGUACAAACUGUGUCCUGCGCCUGCCAUCAUGUAUUGGAAGCACAGAUGGACCUAACCCAUUUCCAACACGUUUAUGGAAAAAAGAUUACAUUUCUUGUCUUCUCAACAGAACUAUGGUUAUUUCAAAGUGUCAAGAGCCGCAAUAUUUCAAUCCUAAACUAUCAAAGUGUAUGGAUCAUGUUCCAACAGUGGAUGUUCCUGAAUACUGUCAAGCCAACCCGUCUGACAUCCUUCCUGAUUCUGAGAACUGUGCCCAUUACUUCAACUGCUCUGAUCCAUCUGCAACUGGAGUCAUCCACCGAGCUUCCUCACCACCACUGGCCUACAGAAAGGAGUGUCACUAUCCAGAUCUGUUUGAUCCUGUUACAAAAUCAUGUCAGACGUUUACUGCUACUAAUUGUUCUCAGCGCAAGGAACCUCAAGCACCGUGUGAAUAUGAACAAAAUCUCUGUACAUCUGUGAAUGUGUCAUGUGAGGUCUGCCCAGAGAGACUGCCAAGUUGCCAAGGCCUGCCUGAUGGACCACAGGCAUUCCCAACUAAGCUGUGGCAAGGAGAUUUUAUCCAGUGUUACCUCAACAGAACAGUCAACAUCACAAAAUGUCCUGAUGGGAAAUACUUUAACCCAAGGUUGCUAUCUUGUGAAGAGGAUGUUAGCCCUGUGGAUGUGCCAGGCUACUGCUCAGCCCACCCUAAAGCUGUCCUCCCAGAUCUGGAUAAUUGUGCCAAGUUCUACAACUGCUCUGAAAAGAAUGGCUCCCAACAUGAGUGUAGAUAUCCAGAUCUCUUUGAUCGCAGUACUCAACUCUGUCAAGAAUUUCUCAAUGUCACCUGUAGGGGAAGGAAAGAACCGCAGGCACCAUGUGAAUAUGAUCAAAAUAUUUGCAAAAAGUCCGACCCAUCAUGCCAGCCCUGUCCUGAACGACUUCCUAGCUGCCGGGGCCUGCAAGAUGGUGAUCAACCCGUGAUCCAAGAGCUAUGGUCACGACGGUACAUCACUUGCUUUGUAAACAGGACCAUGAAGGUCAACAACUGUCCCUCUGGAGAAAUUUUUGACCCAAUACAGUUGAAAUGUAUUGACAAAGUUCCACAAGGUAAUAUAGAAGAGUUCUGUAAGGCAAAUCCAGUGGCAGUUAAAGCAGUGCCGAAUAAUUGUGGACAAUAUUACAACUGUUCCUCACUAUCUCGGUUUGGUACUUAUGUUCAUGAAUGUCCAUAUCCAGACCUGUUUGAUGCUCAACAGCUGACAUGUAGGAGUUUCACGGAGGUUCGUUGUGAUAACAGGACAGAACCACAAGCACCCUGUGAAUAUGAGGCUAAUGUGUGUGACCCCAGGAAUUCCAGCUGUCAGCCAUGUUCUUUGCGACUGCCAUCAUGCAGAGGAAUGUCUGAUGGAAUGCAUCCUGUCCCAAACAAACGAUGGACUCCGGCUUUCAUUGUAUGUGUUCAGAACAGAACUUUAGACAUAACACAAUGCAAAAAGGGUUUCUUCAACCCAAGGGUUAGAAAAUGCAUGGAGUAUGUGGAAAAGGUUGAUGUACCAAAUUACUGUGUAGUGCAUCCUGGAAACAUCUUGCCUGCCCGGGACAACUGUGCUCACUAUUAUAACUGCAGCAUAGUGAACACCCCCCUUCCACCACGGAUGACCAGCAGAUCCCUCCUCAGUUCUCUCAUAGACCAUGAAGUGGAAUGCAGAUACCCAGACUUGUUCGAUGCAUCAUCAGGAGGCUGUAGAAACUUUACAUCUGUCACCUGUGAUAAAAGACCAGAGCCACAAGCACCUUGUGAAUAUCUCCAAAACCUUUGUCAGCAAUCAGAUUUGAAUUGUGCACCAUGUCCAGAGAGAUUGCCUACUUGUGUAGGUAAGGCAGAUGGUCCAAAUGUGUUCCCAUCACGUCUGUGGAAGGCAGACUAUGUCAUGUGCUACCAGAACAGAACCACUGCUUUGAAGAAAUGUUCUAAGGGUUAUUUCCAUCCAGUCACAAAAACUUGCAUAGAAUUUGUUGAUCCAGUUGAUGUUCCGGACUACUGUAAAGCCAAUCCAACAGAUGUCCUUCCAGAUCCGGACAACUGCGCCCAUUUCUUUGACUGCAGCAACAGAACCACAGCAACCCACCGUGCAGCUUAUAUUGUAACGCCGCAGUCUUUGUCUCAGGAGUGCACUUAUCCAGAUCUGUUUGAUGCUAACACUCGACAAUGUAUGCUGUUCACAUCUGUAAACUGUCAAACAAGACCUGAACCUAUGGCACCUUGUCAAUAUCAACAGAACCUUUGUCCAUCUCUUGAUACGACUUGUGAAAAGUGUCCUGACCGACUUCCAUCAUGUAAAGGCAUGUCAGAUGGCCCACAUUUUUUUCCAAGCAAGCAAUGGCUCCAAGAUUAUAUCUUCUGCUACAAAAAUAGGACCAUACAAGUUGUAAAAUGUCCAGCUACCCAGUACUUUAAUCCUCGACUCAACACGUGCACAGACAUUGUUGAACCUGUUGAUGUUCCAUAUUACUGCCCUGUCCAUAGAAAUGAAAUAAUCCCCGAUCCAGACAACUGUGCCAAAUUUUACAACUGCUCAGAUGUCUCUCAUUCGGAGUGCUCCUAUCCAGAUCUCUUCUCUGUGGUGACAUCCAAAUGUGAACGAUUUUUGUCCACGAUAUGUGACCACAGACCAGAACCUCAAGCUCCAUGUGAAUAUGAUCAGAACCUAUGUCCAAAGAAGAGCUCAAAUUGCACUGUCUGUCCUGUAAGACUGCCCAGUUGUAGAGGUCUUCCUGAUGGCAUUCAGCCGGUUCCCAGCGAGCUGUGGGGUGAAAGAUACCUAACCUGUUUACUUAACAGAACACUGGCUGUAAACAAGUGCCCUAGAUCAUCAGUAUUUGAUCCAGUUCUACUUCAGUGCAGGGAAACCAUUCCUCCCAAAAAUAUUGAUGACUUUUGUAAGUCUAAGUCAGGCACCAUUAGAGCACAUCCUACAAACUGUGCUCAGUAUUACAACUGUUCUCAGACAUCCACGUGGGGUGACCACCUGUUUGAAUGUCCAUAUCCAGAGCUUUUUGACUCAAUCACCAAAUCGUGCCAGAAUUUUACUUCUGUGUCAUGUGCUCAGCGUCAGGAACCAAUGGCUCCAUGUGACUACAGACAAAACAGGUGUUUGAUAUCAGACAAAACUUGUCGUCCUUGUCCAAGUAGACUUCCAUCUUGUGUAGGAUUACCUGAUGGCAAAAAUCCAAUGGUGGGCUUCAUGUGGAAACCAAAGUAUGUUGUCUGCUAUAGAAACAGAACUGUGGGGACCGAAGAAUGUUCUAAUGGAGAAUAUUUCCAUCCAAGGAGACGUAUCUGCCUAAAACCUGUACAUCCAGUUGACGUACCUGAUUAUUGUAAGGCAAACCCAAGUAAGAUUUUGCCAGAUCCUUACAACUGUGGUCAGUUUUUCAAUUGUACGAAGGGAGCAACUACACUGAGGUCUCAAGCUCCUAAGUCUCUCGGAUUGUUCAGGAUGGAAUGCAGCUACCCAGACUUGUUUAGUGACAGUUCUAGUCGAUGUGAACAUUUUGAGACAGUGGCAUGUGGAAAGCGACCAGAACCACAAGCACCAUGUCAGUAUGAGCAGAACCUAUGCAAGGCAACAGAUAGUAAUUGUCAGCUGUGUUCCAAUCGCCUGCCUACCUGUGUGGGUCUCAGUGAUGGAGAUCACGAGUUUCCGAGCAAGCUUUGGCAGAGAGAUUUCAUUAUUUGUUUCAAGAACAGGACCAUCAGCAUUACAUCAUGUGAAGAUGGCUUAUACUUCAACCCAAGAACAAGGAAAUGUCUAUCAGCUGUGGAAAAGGUUGAUGUUCCCAGUUACUGCAUGGUACACAAGAUGGCCAUAUUGCCAGACCUACAGACCUGUGCUAAGUACUUUAACUGCUCAGACUAUGGAGGAAGCCAUGUUGAAUGCAGAUACCCAGAUUUGUAUUCCAUACAAGAGAAAAGAUGUGUCAAUUUUACCAAGGUUAAGUGCGAUUCCCGACCAGAACCUCAAGCUCCAUGUGAAUAUACUCAAAACUUGUGUCGUCCUGGAGAUCAAGGUUGCCGUCUGUGUCCUGAGAGACUUCCAUCUUGUGUUGGUGUUCCUGAUGGGGACCAGCCAUUCUUGGGACGAUUAUGGAAACCAGAAUUUGUCACUUGUUUCCAUAAUAGAACAAUUUAUCUUCAACGUUGUUCAAAUGGAUAUUUCCAUCCAUUGAAAAAGCUGUGUGUUACCAUUGUACCUCAAGUUGAUGUUCUGGACUACUGUAAAGAAAACCCCAACAGCAUUAUAGAGGAUUCUAGCAGUUGUAAUAAAUUUUACAACUGUAGUCAGUUGUCUGCUGGAAGACCACUAACACCAACAGAGUGCCAAUAUCCUGAUCUGUUUUCAUCGGUGACCAGAUCCUGUCAGAUGUUCACAUCAGUCUCCUGUCAUCUCAGACCAGAACCCAUGGCACCCUGUCAGUAUGAGCAGAAUCUAUGUGAUCCAAGAAACACAAGUUGUGCCCCAUGUCCGGAGCGUCUGCCAAGCUGUGUGGGAGAGGCUGAUGGAGAGCAUUAUUUCCCAGGACAGCAGUGGACAGCUGCUUAUAUAGUCUGCUACAAAAACAGGACCAUUGAUGUUUCCAAGUGUUCUGCACUUCACCAAUAUUUUCAUCCUGUUUUAAAGAAAUGCAUGACAGAUGUAGCUAAAGGAGAUGUACAUAAUUUCUGUCAGUCAAAUCCAACUGCUGUGGUAAAAAGCCUGGAAAACUGUGCGCAGUAUAUCAAUUGUUCAUCCAGGAACACCAAACUAGGAAAUUUUAAACAGGAGUGUGUAUAUCCAGAUCUGUUUUCUGAUGUAACCUUCAGAUGUGAAAAAUUCCAAGCUGUCUUGUGCAAGAAUAGACCUGAGCCACAAGCACCAUGUCAAUAUGAGCAGAACAUUUGUUCACCUGGAGAUUUGUCCUGCGAGCCAUGUCCUGAGAGACUGCCUAGUUGUGUGGGGUAUGGUGAUGGAGCUCAACCUAUAUCUGGCAGGGAGUGGACCAGUUCUUAUGUCAUCUGUCUACAGAACAGAACAAUAGAUAUCCGCAACUGCACUCAAAAUGCCACAUUUAAUCCAAACACACAUCAGUGUAUCAACAGAAUUGACCAGAAUAACAUUGGUUCCUACUGUAAGGCUAAUCCCAGAGCAAUUAAGUCACAUCCUACAAAUUGUGCUCAGUUUGUCGACUGUUCUGCCAUCAACUCACCAUAUGGAAAGUAUAUUCAGGAAUGUACCUACCCAGACCUGUUUUCUGUGACCACCAUGAGCUGUCAGAAGUUUGAAUCAGUGUCCUGUAUUCCUAAAAAUGAACCACAAGCUCCAUGUGAAUACAUACAGAACGUGUGCCCGGGUGGAGACCCUGUUUGUGAGCCCUGUCCUGAACGCAUGCCAAGCUGUAUUGGUUUACCAGAUGGUCGCAAUCCUCACCCAUAUCAUAUAUGGGGCUCUAGUUUUAUCAUGUGCUACAAGAAUCGUACACUUCAUAUAGACCAAUGUCCAGCUGAGGAAUACUUCCACCCUAGGGAAAGGACCUGUAAAAUGGUUGUCAAAACUGUUGAUGUUCCCGACUACUGCUCUGUUCAUCCUAAGGCUGUGCUGCCUGAUCUGGACAAUUGUGCUCGCUUCUUUAACUGCUCAGAUCCAAGAAUCUACAAGGAGUGUAAAUACCCAGAUCUGUUCUCAAGGCUGACCUUAACCUGCCAAGUCUUCACCACAGUCAAAUGUGAAAAUAGGAAGGAACCUCAGGCACCCUGUGAAUAUGAGCAGAACCUGUGUACAGUAUCUUCCCCAAGUUGUGAACUGUGCCCACUAAGACUGCCAACAUGUGUUGGUAAAUCUGAUGGAAACCAUAGUUUUAUAGGCCACCUUUGGGAACCUCUUUACAUCACAUGUUAUAAAAACAGGACAAUCCAGAUAGCCAAAUGCCCACAUGGAUACUUCCAUCCUUUGAACAAUGUUUGCCAGUCAAAAGUAGGACAUGAUGGUGCCCCUGACUACUGUAACAUCCAUCCUAAUGCUGUUGUUGCCAAGGAAGACAAUUGUGCUCAGUAUUACAACUGCUCCCUCUCUGCCAAGCGCUUUGCCAGCAGUCAGGUGCAAGAAUGCACCUACCCUAACCUGUUUUCAAGGAUUACACUAAAAUGUGAGAAAUUUACUUCAGUGGCCUGUGAUAGCAGACUGGAACCCCAAGCCCCAUGUGAAUAUGAUCAGAAUAAGUGUCGUCCUCUUGACCCAUCAUGCCAGCCCUGUCCGGAGCGACUGCCAAGCUGUGUAGGACUCUCCAAUGGCUUUCAACCAAUGCCAGGGUACCGGUGGACAAACAGAUAUAUGGAAUGCCAGAUGAAUAGGACAAUCCAGACUUUAAGAUGCUCACCAGGAUGGGUCUUCAAUCCCAUAACCAAUGCUUGUGUGAAAUAUAUACUGCAAAGUUAUGUGUUGGAUUACUGUCAAUACCAUCCAACAAGCAUAAUACCAGACCCAGUCAACUGUGCUUUGUAUGUGAACUGUUCAACUGGUAGGACACGGUUCGGAGACCACAAACUGGAAUGUUCCUACCCUCAGCUGUUUGAUAUUUCCUCUGGAAUAUGUAAGGACUUUGAUGAAGUAGACUGCAGUGGGAGGAAGAUUCCACUGGAACCAUGUGACUAUGAGCAGAACAUUUGUCUCCAGGGAGAUAACUCUUGCCAGCCUUGUCCUGAGAGAUUCCCUAGUUGUGUUGGAUUGCCAGAUGGUGCUAAUCCUGAUCCCAGAUCUCUGUGGUCAGACAGCUACAUCAGAUGUUUCCACAACAGAACAGUGGCUGUGGAGACCUGUCCCAGUGGAUACUUUAACAGCAGAACAAGACAGUGCACAGUAUACGUCAAUCCAGUUGAUGUAACUGAGUACUGUAAAUAUCACCGAGCUGCAGUUUUGCCCAGCCCUGACAACUGUGCCAAGUAUUACGAUUGUAAACGACUGACCAACUCAUUACAGGAAUGCCCUUAUCCUUCCCUGUUCUCACAAAGUACCAACAAGUGUGAACAGUUCUCUACAGUAGUUUGCAGUUCUCGUCCAGAGCCUGUUGCACCAUGUCAAUAUGAUCAAAACAAAUGUCCUUCUAGUGACCCAGAUUGUGUGCCCUGUGUAGAGAGGCUGCCUAGCUGUGUCGGUCUGUCAGAUGGAAACAACAUCUUCCCAACAAGGUCUUACACAAGAUGGUACAUCAAGUGCUACCAAAACCGCACUACAGAAGUCACACAGUGUCCACCGAAUACUAUAUUUGAUAUCAAUAAGUACACAUGUACUUCCUCAGUGGAUGGCAAUCGGUGGGAGCAGUUCUGCAGAGUUAAUCCCCAAGCCAUUCAGCCACACCCGGUGAACUGUGCUCAGUAUUACAACUGUACUGCUCUGAUGUCUGGGGAAGGCCCACUUCUUCAGGAAUGUAAAUACCCGGACCUCUUUUCACCCACCACUCUUAGAUGUGACGAUUUCCAGUCUGUGUCAUGUGGUGCCCGGCAUGAGCCUCAGACUCCAUGUGAAUACAAACAGAACUUAUGUUCAUCCAGCGACAUGAACUGCAAACCAUGUCCAAUCCGUCUGCCCAGCUGUUUGGGUCUGAACAAUGGGAACUAUCCCCAUCCAAGUCACCUGUGGGGUCAAGACUACAUUAUGUGCUUCCACAAUAGAACUAUAGAAGUAUUAAACUGCAGGGAUGGGUAUUUCAACCCAAGGACUCGCAGAUGCACCAGCUUUGUUGAUCCAGUUGAUGUGAUCUCUUAUUGCCGUGCCUACCCAACAGCUAUCAUUGCACAGCCAUGGAACUGCGCCCAGUUCUUUAAUUGUACACAUCGCCAGUCUAGGUUUGGUGGUUAUCUAGAGGAGUGCCCAUACCCCAUGCUGUACUCAACUGUGAAACACAGCUGUGUAAAUUUUACAACAGUCGACUGUAAAUCUAGACCUGAACCACAGGAACCAUGUGAAUAUAGACAGAAUUUGUGUAGCAGUAAGGAUACAAACUGUGCCCCUUGUCCAACACGUCUCCCUAGCUGUGUAGGACUUCCUGACGGUUUGAACUCCCUGGCUGGUGCUCAGUGGACAGCCAAAUACAUUCUGUGUUACAAAAACAGAACACUUGAUGUCAGUACCUGUAAAUUGGGGGUGUUUAAUCCCGUGAAAAGAGUAUGUGAUAACCAACUGCGACCAGGAAACAAAUAUUGCCAAGCUAACCCCAGCAGUAUCGUGGCCCAUCCAGCUAACUGUGCUCAGUAUUUCAACUGCUCACAAAGAAAUACAAGACUAGGAGGGUACCUGCUGGAAUGUCCCUAUCCCCUGCUCUUCUCUACAGUCUCUAACUCUUGUCAGAACUUUACCAUUACGUCGUGUAACAGUCGAUUUGAACCCCAGGCUCCAUGUGAAUACCUUAUGAACAGGGAGCCAUCAUUAGCUACUCCAAGAAGCUUGGUUUCUUGUCCUGAAAGACUCCCUUCAUGCAUUGGGCUGUCUGAUGGCAGACAUGAAUUCCCAGGCAGACGGUGGUGGUCAGACUACAUAGUAUGCUAUCAUAACAGAACAGUGGAAUUAUUGCAGUGUUCCCAGGGAUACUUCGAUCCAUACCGACAUGUCUGUGUUAAAUGGAUUCCAUUAAAUCACCUUGUGGAGUUCUGUGGUAUCCACUCUCAGGUGUCAGUGCCACAUCCUGAUAACUGUGCACUUUACUUGGACUGCAAGAAGAUACACUCAUCGAAUCCAUUACUGGUUCAGGAAUGUCCCUACCCACAACUAUUCUCCACUCAAACCAUGAAAUGUCAGCCAUUUUAUACAGUACAGUGUCAUGGAAAGAAAGAGCCCAUGGCACCUUGUGAAUAUACCCAAAACUUGUGCCAUGGGAAUUCUACAAGUUGUACUCCAUGCUCUGAAAGACUGCCUAGCUGUGUGGGAGUCCCUGAUGGACCACAAACUUGUCCCAACAGAAUCUGGACGGCAUGUUAUAUCUAUUGUGAUCGCAACAGGACAACAGAGAUUGCCAGAUGUCAGCAUGGACAAGUCUUUGACCCAAAGCUUAAACAUUGUGUCUCCUCUUACUCUUCAAGUCAAAUCAGUGUAGUCUGCCAAGCAAACCCAUCUUUACAUAUCAUGGAUGCUGACAAUUGUGGCAGAUACUACAGGUGCUCUGACCUGGAGGGUGGAGUGGUACCCCUCUCAGAGUGUCAGUACCCCAACCUUUACUCUCUAAGUAAGGCUACAUGUCUGGACUUCAGAUCGGUGCAGUGUGGAAAAAGACCGGAACCUCAAGCUCCAUGUGAAUAUAGACAAAACCGGUGUCCAUCUACGAACACUUCUUGUGUACCUUGUGCUGAUCGUUUACCAAGCUGUGUUGGUCUACCCAAUGGUCAAAACUCAUUUGCUGGUCAGAUAUGGUCACCAUAUUAUGUUGACUGUGUGGACAACAGGACCUAUACUGUCCAUUAUUGUCGACACGGAUGGUUCCACCCAGUCCAAAGAAUCUGUGUUACCCAAAUACAUCCAGGAGAUGUGAUAUCUUUCUGUGCUGCAAACAAGAAUACUGUAGCUGCAGAUAGUCUGAAUGCUGCCCAUUUUAUCAACUGUUCUGAUCCUAGUCCGACCCUUACUCACUUUAUUCAGGAGUGUCCAUACCCCCAGCUUUUCUCCAUGGAAACUAACACUUGUCAGGACUUCAGGACCAUACCUACAGAUUCCAGGAUUGUUCCCCAGGCACCAUGUGAAUACAAUCAGUUCCAAUGUAACAAGGGAGACAAAUCCUGCAAACCAUGUCCAGAGGUACAUCACUCGUGUGUUGGUCUACCAGAUGGUGACAGUGGGAUCUCAGGUCUCACCUGGACUUCUGCGUAUGUUACUUGUUUGUUAAACAGAACCAUGGCAGAAAAAAGAUGUGAGAAUGGCGUGUUUGAUCCUCACAAGAGAAUAUGUACAACGCCAAUGGUAGUGGACAAAAUAGAGCAGUAUUGCACCGAACACCCAUCUGCCAUCCUGAAACACCCUGGAAACUGUGGCUGGUACUACAACUGUGCAGCUAGAGAGUCGGCCAUAGGAAGUUAUAUCCGGGAGUGUAGAUAUCCCAAGCUUUUCUCCACAGUGACUAAACAGUGUGAAGAUUUCACAGACGUUCAGUGCACAUCCAGACAUGAACCUCAAGCACCGUGUGAAUAUGUAAAAAACAUAUGUCCAUUGUCUGACCAGAGUUGUGUCCCUUGUCCACUUCGACUGCCAAGCUGUGUGGGACUUCCGGAUGGCUUGAAUGCAAUUCCUGGAAAUUUCUGGUCAACAAAAUAUCUGAGAUGUUAUAUGAAUAGAACUCUUGAUAUCUUAGAGUGUCCAGAAGGCUUCUUUCAGCCUUAUCUCAGAACCUGUGUGGACAGAAUAUCUCCAUCAUACGUAUCAGAAUUCUGCAAGACUAAUUCUGUAGCUGUGGUGGGCAGUAGUGGUAAUUGUGCCCAGUACAUUGACUGUGCCAGGCAGAGGGAGGGUUAUGUAAUGGAGUGCAGAUAUCCUGACCUUUUCUCAGCCAGUAAUCACAGAUGCCAGGCUUUCACUAAGGUGGACUGUGAAGGAAUUGUUGAACCUCAGGCACCAUGUGCAUACCAACAGAAUUUAUGUCAGCCAACAGCUCACAGUUGUCUCCCUUGCCCUGAACGACUUCCCAGCUGUGUAGGUUUGUCUGAUGGUUACCAUGGCUCCCUCAGUCAUCAGUGGUCCUCAAAAUACUUCCAGUGUUUCAAAAACAGGACAGUUGCUGUUUUGGAUUGUGAUGGAUACUUUGAUCUAACUUCAAAGAAAUGCAUUGAAAAAAUACUUCCAGAAAAUGUAGAUGGAUUCUGUAAAUAUCAUCCAUCCAUGCGACUGCCGAAUUGGAUGAACUGUGCCCAGUACUAUGAUUGUUCUCUGAGGGACUCUGUAUACAGGCCUUACCUUCAUGAGUGCCCUUAUCCUCAGCUGUUCUCAACAGCCACCUUACAAUGUGAAGAUUUCCCACAGGUUUCUUGUGGAGCACGAACAGAGCCAAUGGCACCAUGUCAAUAUCUGCAGAAUCAGUGUACUGUAGGCAAUUCCAAUUGUCUUCCCUGUCCAGCCAGACUUCCGAGCUGCCUCACAUCACCAGAUGGAGCCAAUCCCUACCCAGGCAAACAGCAUUCCCCUGACUAUAUUAUCUGUGACAGGAACAGAACACUGGCGGUCAAGACUUGUCCAUUUGGCUACUUUGAUAAAGCUUCUAGACUCUGUGUUCAGCCAGAAACCACAACAUCGAUGCAUGCCAGUAUAUGUGGAAAUGGAAAACAGGGAUUGUUUCCGGAUGCAUCCAACUGUGCGCGAUACUACAACUGUUCCUUGGGUGUAUUGAAUCCACCCCCUCAGGAAUGUCCAUACCCUUCUCUGUUCUCCAUUCUCAGGAAGGCCUGUGUGAAUUUUGAAUUUGUCCAGUGUGGAGUCAGAUAUGAGCCACAGGCUCCAUGUGAAUACCAACAGAACCUCUGUUCACACACAGAUGCAGACUGUUUACCGUGUCCAUCCAGACUGCCUAGCUGUGUAGGCCAUCUUAACAGGGAGGAAGCCUUCCCUGGACGUCUCUGGACCCCCUGGUUUAUUGAAUGCUUCAAAAACCGAACAGUGAAUGUUGGCAACUGUGGUAGAGGCGUUUUUGAUCCAAAUCUUGGAGAUUGUGUUGCAGAGUUGGACAAAAGUAAUAUUGACCGAUACUGUAAAUUCCAUCACUCUGCCAAAGCUCCAUAUCCAGAAAACUGUGGACAGUAUUUUGAUUGUCGCAUGAGGGAUACCAAACUUGGGAGCUAUAUUCAUGAAUGUACUUACCCUCAGCUGUUCGAUAAAAAUUCCAUGAUGUGUGCACCUCCAGAUUCUGUUUCCUGUGCUGGUCGAUACAAACCUACCUCUCCAUGUGACUAUGAACUCAAUAAAUGCAGCAGCCCUAGCUGUAUUCCAUGUAAAGAACGCUUCACCCUCUGUAAGGACAAGGAAGACGGCCCCCAUGCCCUGUCUGGGGAGGAAGUUUCCAGUAGAUAUGUUGUGUGUAGCCAUGGCUUGGUCGCUGGAAUCAUGUUUUGUCCAGAGGGAGAAAUAUUUAGUGUUCAAGAAAGGAAGUGUAAAAAUAGUAAUCAAGAUACCCUAUCCAAGAUAUGCAGAGCACAUCCAAAUAUAGUACGUCCAAAUCCUUAUGAUUGUGCCCAGUUCAUUGACUGCAGCAAGUCACGGCCUGGUCAUUUGAUAGGAGAGUACAUCAAAGAAUGUCCUUACCCACAGCUUUUCUCCACGGACACGCUGGAAUGCCAGGAGUACAACAAAGUAUUGUGUAAUACAAGGAAGGAACCCAGAGCUCCAUGUGAAUAUCUGCAGAAUUUGUGCACUGGGAAGGAAAAGAAUUGCCAACCUUGCACAGAAAGACUUCCAAGCUGUAUUGGACUUCCAAAUGGUUUGAAUCCAAUCAUGGAGUCACUGUGGAAGAGAGAUUACAUUGUAUGUAGAGACAACAGGACCAUAGCUGUAAAAUCUUGUUUUGAAGGGGUGUUUGAUCCUUACAACAGGGAGUGUAUGAAAGAUGACAUAUCCAGUUACUGUAUGAUACACCCAGCUGGAUCCUUGCCUAAUCCUAGGAACUGUGCCCAGUUUUAUGACUGCAGUGUAAGAGAUUCUGAGUAUGGACUGUACCUUAAAGAGUGCCAAUACCCUCAGCUCUAUGAAAUUGAGACGGGUACUUGUCAACAUUACAGCAAAGUCAAUUGUGGAUCUCGAUAUGAGCCUGUGGAACCAUGUGAGUACAUUCAGAGUCAGUGCAUUGGGGCAGGCUGUCCAAUGUGUACUCAAGUCAGUUGUCGGAGCCACCCUGAUGGUGCCAACGAAUAUCCAGGCCGGGAACGAACCCCGUGGUAUGUGGUGUGUGAGCACGGCAGAACUGUGGCUGUGGAACAGUGCCAUGUGGGAAUCUUUGAUCAGCAAUCACACAUGUGUUUGACCAAUACUGCUUCAGUGAAUGAUUUCUGUGAGCGUAAUCCAGGACUAGUAUUCCCAAGCUUCACAAACUGUGCUCAGUUUUAUGAAUGUGGUCAUUACAAUGACAAAACAGGAACCUAUUUACACGAGUGUGCUUAUCCAUUGCUGUACGAUACCUCCACCAAGACUUGUCAGCACUUCACUCACGUCAACUGCGGAGAGAGGGUAGUUCCACAAGCUCCAUGUGACUACAUGCAAAACAGAUGUCAUGCCAAAAACACCACGGCCCUUUGCAAACCUUGCGAAGACAGAUUCAUCUCCUGUGUUAACAAACCAAAUGGCAGAAAUUCAGUUGUAGGAGAUGUGUAUUCCUAUGUUAUCUGUCUUCAGAACAGAACCAUUGAUAAAGUUGAAUGCACAGAGGGAUACUUCUUUCAUACCCUUGUGAAAGAAUGCAUCCCUCUCAGGUUCUUUGGACGUAUACCAUUUGCUGUUGGAGACGAUAUUUGUAAUCAUCAGCUGGUGUCAGGAGUGAAUCCUGUUCCAGACAGUGCUUUUUCAGCCUCCUCAUCCUACCACAAGGGGAGUAAUGCUAAAGACUACACGGUAGCCAGGGCUCGCAUCAACACCACAGAGACCAAAGAUGCAAAAGGCGUCUUACAUAUCGGGGCCUGGUCUGCCCAGGAUCUCAAUGUGGACCAGUGGAUUCAGGUGGAGUUAAAUGAACCAAGUCUUGUACGAGGCAUAAUGACCCAAGGAAGAAAUGGUUGCUGCCAGCAGUGGGUGAAGAAAUACCGGAUUCUGUACAGUUUGGACUGUAGUAAUAAUACUAACAGCUGGCACCCUAUCGGAGACCACACAGUCAAUGACACAAUUUUCCUUGGCAAUACAGAUGAGAAUUCAAUUGUUAGUCAUAAUUUUGACUGCCCAGUUAUUGCAAAAUGUAUCCGAAUAAAUCCUCUAGAAUGGAAUAACCACAUCUCCAUGAGAUUUGACCUACUGGGCUGUGCUUUGAACACAGGUAACUCAACAAGUGCUCCACCAACAACUGCAGCCAGCAAUACAACAUCAUCAAGUAAUGCCACAACAGGAAACAACAGCAAUAGCACUGCUGCAGCAACCACUCAGAACACCAAUAAUACCAGUCCAACAGCACCCAGCAGCAACACAACACAGAACAGCAACACAACAACACCAAGUAGCACAACUGUUGGUGGCAACAUCACUUCCUCUGGUAAUACAACAGCUGCCAUGACAACUCAGUCAGCAACAACUGGUGCCACAACAGUGUCUAACAACUCUAAAACCAAGUCUGGAAAUUGUGUGAAAGACUGCAAAGGCCUAACCAGUGGUGAAUACCAGUCCUGUAAGACGUGUGGAGGCUACGUAACCUGUGUCUGGGGCACUCUGUUUGAGAGGCCAUGUCCUACAGGGCUAGAGUGGAACGACAAUCUCAAAGUCUGUGACUGGCCUAGUGCAGCUGGGUGUGCCUUAGCCGGUUAGGUCACUAAACAUGGCCAGAACAGACUCCUCAAAUAUUGACUCGCAACAUUGUUAUAUCAUUUGAUUUUGUCUCAUAUGUAUUUAUUACCUUAACAUUUUUAAUAAACUGCACUGCAAUUUUUACCUGUGUUUUGGUUAUAUUUUCAAUCAAUGAAUGAUAUAGUUACUCAACUGUUUUCUCCAUGAUAACCCUUUGAGGCUCCAAUAUACACAUUUCUCACCUGCAUGUAAAUGAAUGAUAUCAAUGGGCUGGGACUACAGAAAUUAACAUGGAUCCUUUCUACUAGGCAGUAUUUUUCAUAUGAUUUUCAUUUUUUUUUUUUUUUAAAAUACCGUAUAAAUGGAAUUUUUAGUGAGAUUUCCCCCCAAAAAUGGGUAUAUAUAUUCAGUGAGAGUGAAUUUAAUGACUUUAUAAUUCCAGGGAAGAUAAUUAUUGCCUCCGAUAUGGAAUAAAUUGUUAGCGAUUUUCAAUUUUAGCGAUCUCAUCACUCUCGCUGAUAAUGCCAAAAUUAAAUCCUUGCUAACAAUUCUGCUUGUACAGUAUGCCCCCAUUGAAAAAAAAGGGGCAUAUUGGUUUGUAACUGUCAACUGGUAGGUCGGCUGGUAGACCCAAGCAUUUCCUACUCAAACACUUAAUUGCUUGGAGGAUGUCGGCUUAAUAUAUUGGUUUCCCUAAAGAGUAGAUGACCCCUGUUAAUAUAUAGAUCACAAGGUCAAGGGUCAAACUUCUCUGCACAUGGAAAGAUAUUGUCUGCUCAAUAGAGAAGCCUAUACUUGACAGACUUUUAACUUUGUACACUGGUUCCCCCUAAGAAGUAAAUGUUUCCUGUUGCAUGAUUAUCAGGUCACAAGGUCAAGGGUCAAACUGGGCAUAGUAAGAUAAUGACUGCUUUACAUUGUGAGACCCCUUUGCUUGACAGACAUCAACCUUGGAAUUCUGGUAUAUCCUAAGGAAUAGAUUACCCCUCUCGAUUUUGAGGUCACAAAGUCAAGGGUCAGUCUAGUCUGGACAUAAGAAGAUAUUGUCUGCUCAAUAUAUUGAGAACUCUGUGCUUGAAAGACAUCAAACUAGGUACACCUGUUCCUCCCAAGACGUAGAUAUCCCCUGUUGAUUUAGAUGUGAGGUGAUUAACUACAAUGGGAAGCAUGAAAAUUUAUGAAUAGUGCAUGUUUUGCAUUGUAGUUUAUUACCUCACAUACCCAACAAACUAAACUGAUUCCUAAAAUAUAUAGCCUACAACCAGUUUUGAACAAAAUGGAGUUUGGGCUAGAAAAUACGCCGUUAUCUUCAUGCAUAUGUAAUAUAUACAUAAUUGUUGAAUACUCUUAUGACAAUUCUUUUAAAAAAAACCAAACAACUUUGCACUUACAUCCAGAAGUGCAUACAAGUACGAAGGCUGUUCAAUAUGUAAUGUGUAUUGUACCACAGCGUGAUAACACUUUGCACGAUUUCGUGGAUCAAACUUGGUACACAUACACCUUAUGCAAAGUGAAAAUAUUACAUAGAGAGUACAUGAUUUGUUUGCUUUUACGAUUUAAAAAAUGUUUGUCAGUGACUGAUGAUUGCUGAUACUACCUGAAGCCAAGCUCUACAAAUCAUGGUGCAAGAAAACCACCCUAUAUUAGCUAUUUUCACGAGCAUAUUAUGUACCAUUGGCAGUACUCUUGUUAUAUAUAUCUUGUGUUGAAGAUGAAUUUCAUUUCCUUACUGAUUGUCCAUUCUAUGUUGAAGAGAGAAAUAUGUUUUUUAAUGGUAUAUACAAGCUCAACAAAAAUUUUAUCUAUCUAACAAAUAAGGACAAAUUUACUUGGUUGAUGAUUAAUGAAGACAAACCAGUAAUUGUCAAAUUGAGUGAAUAUUUAGUGCAAACUUUCAGAAAAAGAAGUGAUGCUUUAAAACUGCAAAAAUCAUUAUAGUUUAUUAUUCAUAUAUUGGUAUAAUACUGAUACUGUCCAUCUACUGGUAUAUAUACAUGAUUAGCAAUUCAUAUAUGUAUGUACUUGUUUCCCCAACAUGCUGCAUCCACACGCAGUUUGCAGUCUCUGUAACCUGUAGUUAAUGUUGUAAACUUUCUUUCUUUUUUGAAUUUCCUUCUUUAUAAAAUGUCUUACUGUUAUGCCCUCUGGGCCCAAAAUUGGAAUAAACUUAUCUUAUCUUA
Messenger RNA from Ostrea edulis (European flat oyster), 18287 nucleotides. RefSeq lists its product as uncharacterized. Gene Ontology annotation, molecular function: chitin binding. NCBI's taxonomy places the organism in Eukaryota, Metazoa, Mollusca, Bivalvia, Ostreida, Ostreidae. The coding region runs from base 1 to 16128 and encodes 5375 amino acids. Gene Ontology annotation, cellular component: extracellular region. The record is from RefSeq and is a predicted model, not a curated record. The transcript has 74 exons.